Messenger RNA from Bipolaris victoriae FI3, 252 nucleotides. RefSeq lists its product as hypothetical. The record is from RefSeq and is a predicted model, not a curated record. The transcript has a single exon. NCBI's taxonomy places the organism in Eukaryota, Fungi, Ascomycota, Dothideomycetes, Pleosporales, Pleosporaceae. The annotation marks the transcript as partial.
GGGAGUGUCGGAUUACUAAACGGCAUGUUGUUUAUACAGGAGGAUGUACUACCACAAGUAAUUACUUUGAAAAUCCGAAUCAAUGAUAUUCUGUGGAUGCGGAAUGAGGUAGGUUAUGCGCACGGUAAGCAUUCGUUAGCGCAAUGGAUUUACCCACGGAAUUCCGUUCUAUCUCCAUUGUUCUACGUCAAGCUAGAAAUGAAAACACCCAGCCCUCUCCGGAUUUACCCUACUCCUUCGACUUCAUCCUAA